ACACUUCUCCGCCCCUGCAUCACCGCGCUCUUCGCAAUCCUAUAUCUUCCUAGUGCUUGCCAUCAUCCGCAUAACCUUGCUCCUUCCGUCCCUUUGCUGACUGUUUCUACUCACCGUGUGUUCUUCCAAUUCCGGCGUCGACCAUUCUCUGUAUUAUUCCCGCCACCCGGCCAACUCCCCCUCUCCAUCCUGAACCCAACAAUAGGUGCUUACUCCCCAUACCAAGCCCCACUUCCUCACUCAGCCAACUGCCCCGCCAUUACUCGGAAAUUCUACUCUUGAAAAUACAAAACUAUCCUCUCUGGUAUUCCACUCUUGAAAAUACAAAACUAUCCUCUCUGGUAUUCCAUUUCUUUCUUGGUUCUCGUGUACUAGCUUGUGUCUAGAUCUUUGAAAUAGAUACCCGGUCCGCUUCAAGCUAUAUAAACACCACCAGAGUUCUUGUCCUAAUUUCCUACAUUUCACCCCCAGAAGCAGUAAUAGCAUACCCAAACCUGCCCAUUCCAUAAAGUACCAAACCAUUAAUCAGCAAAUAUGUUGACAUUCAUCGCUGUCCGUUGCCUGAACUGCAAUAACGUGGACCAAUUUCCUCGCAUGGACUAUGACGAAAUCCCUUACUGUUCCCAGGUAACCCCUCCUCCUAGCCCUGAGUGUUUGAUUCCUGGAGGCUCUUUUGCUGACACAUCUUAAUCGCAGUGCGCCGCGACUUCGAAUCUAGUUCCCGCGACUCCCCCUUCAAAACCAGACCAAACAUGGACGGCCGGGGAUGAGCUCGCCAACCUGUUCUCCCGCAACCUUUCUCUUCUGGACAAUGCCCCAACCACGCUCCCUCCCACUCCCCCCGGGGCGUCACCAACCGGUAUUAAUUUCUCCGUCUCCCAGCACUACAUCCAACCAACCGCUUUUAGAGAGCCCGCUGUGGAGGAUCCCCGGGAGUCGGCAGCACGGAGCUCAGCCACCGCGGACCGGGAACGGUCUUACAUUCAGUACCUUUUGAGCUCAAACCUGGGCUCAGAGACCUCUACAAACGAUCUAGAAAUAGCUCGUGCGCAUGGAAUUAUCGAUAGUAACAUGUACAACCAGGCGCUGGAGACCCACAACCAGCUUCUCCGCCAGCGCGAGCAGCAGGAGGCAGAAGCUCGCAUGAUUCAGGCCCAGAUUAUGGACGAAAUGCAGCAAGAGCAGUCGCGGCAGGCCACUGUGGCUUUGGCAGAGGAUUGCUCGGCGCACUCCUUGCUCUCUGCGGCUGGCGGACAAAAGACGCAGGACCCUGUGUUUAGAACGUCGGACUUUUUCAAUGACUAUUAUGGUGGCGUGGAUUCGAGUUUUCUCGAUGAUGACGAAUACGCGCCUUGCUCGGUAUACGGUGGACAGGGAAGCUGUCAUUUGAGGCCUUUUGAUCUGUAAGCGGGGGAGAACCUUUGCUUUUUCUUCUUUUUCUCCUUUCUUUAUUUUCUUUUUCCACUUUCUGCUCUUUCCCUCCCUUGUUCGUUGUGGGGUGUGAGGUUUAUUCGGUAGGACGGGUGGGUGGUCUAGGGAAACGAAGACGAGGGGGAGAGGUUAGUAGGGGUUGUGAAAACUCGUGGGGAAAUGGAGCUCUUGAGCUUUUUUUUUUUCAUUCGCACUCGUGUUUUGUGGGGAAUUGGGCGGUUGUAUUUGAUAUUCUAGCUGUUCCUACUCCUCCUUUUCUCUGCGAGGCGCAUUUGCAUUACAUGAUUUCAAGGUUUACAUUGGUGGUAUAGGCCUGGGUAGAUGUAAUUGAAAUAAGAGGAAAAAUGGGGGGGACAUUCUAGUGGUAGUUAGUGCACUUAGUUGGUUGGGGGUAUCCAUGAGGGUUUUUGCCGCAGAAACCUCUAGCUUUGAGGAAUUUAGGGGGUUUAUAG
Messenger RNA from Tuber aestivum (summer truffle), 1883 nucleotides. The record is from the annotation of a GenBank genome assembly. NCBI's taxonomy places the organism in Eukaryota, Fungi, Ascomycota, Pezizomycetes, Pezizales, Tuberaceae.